AUGCAAGCAGCUCAAACAGUUGCAAUUAGAAGGAACUCGUUCACAGGAAAUCUACCAGGAGACAUUGGAAACUUAACUAUGCUUCAAAUGUUAAAUCUUGGUUACAAUAACUUAAAAGGUAGUCUUCCAUCAACUUAUGGGAAUCUCACUAAUUUAUACGAACUAUCUUUAGAAGAAAACAUUUUGAAUGGACCAAUUCCAACAAAAAUUGGUAGCUUGCAUGAUCUUCAGUAUUUGAGUCUUGAAAGCAAUAAGCUCCAUGGCGCCAUCAUUGAAGAGCUAUGUGGAAUCUCAAGACUUUCAUAUUUAUAUCUAAGUGGGAACAAGUUUUCUGGGUCAAUACCGCAUCCCAUAGGAAUGUUACCUCCCUACAAGAACUUUACUUGGAUACUAAUAAGUUAA
Prosopis cineraria is the source of this 402-nucleotide messenger RNA. Its product is annotated as probable LRR receptor-like serine/threonine-protein kinase At5g10290. The transcript is spliced from 3 exons. NCBI's taxonomy places the organism in Eukaryota, Viridiplantae, Streptophyta, Magnoliopsida, Fabales, Fabaceae. The record is from RefSeq and is a predicted model, not a curated record. The coding region runs from base 1 to 402 and encodes 133 amino acids. Gene Ontology annotation, molecular function: protein binding.